Molecule: messenger RNA, 828 nt
Organism: Prorocentrum cordatum
Lineage: Eukaryota; Dinophyceae; Prorocentrales; Prorocentraceae
Source: the annotation of a GenBank genome assembly
GCGGAUCCGGAGUCAGGGGGGGCCGCAGCUGGGGUUCCAGAUGGCGGGGUGGAGGUGCACGAGGUCUCAGCCAGUUUGUGUCCGCGGUCAGUACGCGCCCGUGCCACUGAAGCCGUGCAUGGAUCUACACGCGGAGGGAGGAGAUGCGCGAGGGUGGCCCAGCUUGGUUGGGUCCCCAGACAGACAGCGCUCGUGCCAUUGGGGCCAUAGUUGGGAUGCCCUCGUGUAGCGAAGCACCUACUUUGGAAAAAGACGCAUCUCCCAAGGCGAGCCGCGCGGAUGUGCCCCGGGACACCAGCGAGGUGUUUCGUCGCGAGCUGCCCGCGCGGGAGAGCGCGCUGACGUCCUCUAGCUGCAUGGCGGACGUGUUUAUUUGACACCCUUUCUCGAGCUCGGGACGUGCAAGAUGAGAUUUGCACACGUCCUCUGCAGCUCGCACUUGGCAAUAAGUGAUGGGCGCUACCUCGCGCUCGCAGUCUCACCUACUAGAUCGAGUUUCACCCGCAUCAGAUCUGGCGAGGUCUUGCAUGUCCAGUCGGCGCUGCACGGGAGCUCGGUGUUUUGCACUUUGCGCGGGCAGGAGGCGAAGGGCGAGGCAGAGGGCGAGAGGCGAGGCAGAGGCCUUCCGGCGGGCAGCGGACCUUUGGUCGCAAUGUUUGCUCUCGACGGUCCCGCGCCUCUGCUUCUCCCCAUUGCCCCCCUACCUUUGUGGAAGUCGACUGGUCGACUGCCGGAGAGGAAGCAUGCUGCCAAAGAAGUUCCAGAUCGCCCCGCAUGGCCCCCGCAAGCGCACGCUGCGCCGAGCCGGGUCUGCCCGGAGGAGGAGGU